Messenger RNA from Chrysemys picta bellii (western painted turtle), 5399 nucleotides. It is a transcript of the gene SENP1, whose product is annotated as SUMO specific peptidase 1. The record is from RefSeq and is a predicted model, not a curated record. Gene Ontology annotation, biological process: proteolysis; protein desumoylation. Gene Ontology annotation, molecular function: deSUMOylase activity. Gene Ontology annotation, cellular component: nucleus. NCBI's taxonomy places the organism in Eukaryota, Metazoa, Chordata, Testudines, Emydidae.
ACUGACCCAUCCCCCUGUUCUCCCCACCCCCACAUACACACAGUAACCCCUAACAGUUCUUGGUGUUCCCCUCUAUCUAACCUCUAACCCCUUGCCAUGUGUGUUUCCUUCCCCACUUGCUAACUUACCCUCUAUUCCCCCACCAUAAUUCCUAACAUCUCCUCAUGUCUUUCUCCCUUCCAUAGUGACAUCUCCCUCUGUUAUCCCCUCCAUAGUCCCAAUGCCCCCUGUCCUGGUGUGUGUGCAUCCCAUCUGCUAACAUUCCGCUGUGUCCCCAGUGCUCCUAACAACCUUGGUAUGUGUCACCCCCAACUACUGAAAUCCCUUGUUCUACUUUGUAACCCCUAAUACUUCCUCAGUGUCACUCCCGCUCACCAAUUUACCUCUUGAUCUCACCCCUUAAUCUCCAUCAUCCCCCGAUAUAGCCCUCCUGUAAAUCCCCUGGAGUUCCUCAUAACUCCUAAAACCACCUAGUGUCCUCCAUGCCCCCAUCCCAGCCAAAGAAACCAAACACUAUCCAUGUUGUGCUUUGUGCAGAAUAAACAGUAGGAAAGGAAAAUAUUGUAAAAUCCUUACCUUUUACUAAAGGGAAAAGGGAACAAGUUCCUUCUUUGGAAGCUUUCUCUUUACAAGAUCUAAAGGAGAAGAGCCCUUCUUGUGGUGCUUACUGUUGCUGCAGGGCUGUAAGCCUCCGGAUCUUCUCUUACAAAAAGUAUGGUAGGAACUUCAAGACUAUAUGUGAUCAGGAGCUCAGUUUUAUGGCUCAUGAACCCCCUUUAGCUGGGUGUUUGUGGAUUUUUCUGACUCUGAGGCAACAAGAAUAUCACGUAUUGAAUCUUGCAGCCGCUAACUGCAGGCCUCCCUUUCAAGUACUAGACCUGUCCAUUCUUUCAAAGCAAAUAGAUGGGAGAUCAAAUCAUCCAGCACUGGUUCCGUGGCCAGUCUUAUUCCAUGCUGCACUGGGGAGCAGAGGAGCUUCUGUCAGAGGGGAGAGUGCAUACCUGUGGUCUAGAGAGCCUGAUGGCCUAUGUUGUUGGUGAUUCCCCUUGAGUUUGUCAUCAGCAUCAGUGAUGUGAGCAGUCUGGAAAUGGAUGAGAUUGCUGAUCCUGUGAGGAUGGAAGCUGGUGAUGCAACGUUGGCUAAUCAUAACUCGAUAUUCAAGGCCUUUCCUCUACAACAGACUGCUAUUCCAGGGGAUCAGCUUUCACUGUCUGGUGACAAGUUUUUACCAAUCAAGUUUGGCAGUUUGGAGAGAUCUUUUACAUGCUCCACGGGAAGUGCAUCAUGCAGUCCAAGUUACUACUCAGAAAUUCCAUCCUCUGAGAGUUACCGGGUGUCGGGAGAAUUGAGAACGUUUGGACCAAGUGCCAACGGACAGGGGAGGGGUUUGGUACCCACCCUGGGUUCUAUGUUACAGAAACCUAGAGUGAGUCGAAACUUGUAUCUCGACACUCGCAAAACUCCAAGUGGAACGUCAAAUAGUUUUGUAGGGAAGUCAAACCAUCAUUGUCACGUAUCUGCAUACGAAAAAACAUUUCCAAUCAAGCCCGUUACAAGUCCCUCAUGCCGUCGCAGCCUGCUAAGCCCCAAGAAAACCCAGAGGAGAUUCGUCAGCACCGCAGAAGAGACAGUUCGAGAGGAAGAGCGAGAGAUCUACAGGCAGCUGCUUCAGAUGGUCACAGGAAAACAGUUCUCAACAUCCAAGCCGGCCUCGCUUUUCCCCCUCCACCUGCCCAGAUGUUUGAGUUCCAGUAAAAACGUAGUGAAAGAAACCCCAUGCAAGAAUGCAAAACCAUUUGAAACGUACAGCCUCGCUCCAGUCAGCCAGUCAGCUAGUGUUCUGGGAACACAGGAGCAGCCAUCACACAAGCCACCACCGUACCCUGUAUCCAGUUAUCCCUCAAAUGUUACUUUUGAGUCCGAUAAUACCACCACUCAGCAUCAGCAAGAUAAUCUACCAGCAUCCAACGCCCAGCCUGAAGGAUCAGACUCGGUCAUUGUGCUCAAGGUAAAAGAUUCCAGAACUCCGGCUCCAAGCCUCCCUUUCUUCCAGGCAGAAUUGUGGAUCAAAGAAUUAACCAGCGUCUAUGAUUCCCGAGCCCGCGAGAGAUUGCGUCAAAUAGAGGAGCAGAAAGCUUUGGCAUUGCAACUGCAGAGCCAGAGAUUGCAGGAGCAGGAACACUUGAUACAGGACCCAGUGGAUUUGAAUCUUCGAGUGCCUCUUGAGAAGGAGAUCCCAGUCACAGUUCUCCCAGAAGAGAAAGAGAAUGCUAAAUCAUCUGAUAACGAAGAGGAAUUCCCUGAAAUCACAGAGGAAAUGGAGAAGGAAAUCAAGAGCGUAUUCCGCAGUGGAAACCAGGAUGAGAUCCUGAGUGAAGCUUUUCGGUUAACGAUAACCCGGAAAGACAUUCAGACCCUGAACAACCUGAACUGGCUUAACGAUGAGAUAAUUAAUUUCUACAUGAAUUUGCUGAUGGAGCGAAGCAAAGAGAAGGGGUUGCCGACAGUUCAUGCGUUUAAUACCUUCUUUUUUACUAAAUUAAAAACUGCUGGGUACCAAGCAGUGAAACGGUGGACAAAAAAAGUAGAUGUUUUCUCUGUGGAUGUUCUCUUGGUGCCUAUUCAUCUUGGAGUCCAUUGGUGCCUAGCCGUUAUAGACUUCAGGAAGAAAACCAUCACCUAUUACGAUUCCAUGGGUGGAAUAAACAAUGAAGCCUGCAAGAUACUGUUCCUCUACUUGACACUGGCUUCUGCCACAUCUGGGCCUAAGGAAAUAAACACACGGAGUUGUGACAUCUGUAUACUGAAGACAUUGUAGCCCACUGCCUCGCUAUCUUCUCUAAGAACCACUCGUGUUGAACAGAAAGGUGAUGAAAUAGAACUAUGUGGGUGCACCACAUAAGAGGUCCAUCAGGGUAUGCAAACUAUUGCACAGUGCUAUUCUCUAUGUCCAGGGAAUGGAACCACUGGCCCAAUCCUCGUAUAGGCCUGUCAGGUGCAGUCUUUUAAUAGCCUUCCUUAGGGACAUCCUUGUGGUUACAAGUUCAUCAGAGACUCAGCUCCAAACAAGCACACUCAUAACGUGUUCAGUUGCUUUUUAUACACUUCAGAGGUCUUUGAAGAGGAGUUUCCAGGAGCUGGUAGUAUGCAAAGGAUCUCUCUUCUCUGUGGUAUAUCUUCAAAAGGUUGGCUUUGGAGUGGGAAAAUUUGUAUUCUCACCUCAAGAUAUUUCCCGCAGAAGUCCACUUCUCAUGUAUUGUUCCAAAAAGACCUUUAGAUUUCCUCAUGCCUUUCAGAGAUUAAUGCAAUCUUGUCUUUCUGCUGCAGAAGUUCUGUAAAAUCACACAAUAGUACAUAAACAUUUGCAUUUGUAAUACAAUGACCUCCAAAAACUCUAAUUCAAUAAGGUUUAAUUUAAUUCAAUAAACUUAAUCUUAACUCCAUUAAGUUUGCUCUGGAUAUUACAGGACAUUGUCAAUCCAUCACAAUCUUCUCUACAAGAAAGAAAGCAGGACUGGUUUUCAGAUCAAAGAGAUGGAUUCUGGUCAAGAAUCCAACAUCUGCCUUUUUGAGAGAUGGCACCUGUUGAUAUCUCCUCCAGGAAGGAACCUGGUGUUUCCCUUCUGGAUUUUGCAAACCUAGUGCCCAUGUCCUUAUCUUGGCCUGUCCGUGGCAAAUACCUUGGGUAACGUAGCUCCUCCAUUACAGACUGACACAUUCCUCCCGCUUUCCCUCCACCUCCCAAAAAACACAAACGUAUCACUCUCCCAAGAGGAUCAUUAAGACAUAGAGAAUGGUGACCUAGGUGGUGGGUGGUUUGUCUCAUGCUGAGCACCAGAGCUCCUGAUGAAAGUCUGUGCAUGUCAUUUAUGUCCCUGAUGAAGCUCAAGGCAUGAACAUGCCUUAGCUACUGUUACCAACCUGGAUCGGGACUAAGAUAUUUUCUCUCUCUGACUCAUGCUGAAAAUCAGGUCCUGCCUUCAUGCCCGUGAGCAUGACUCUAGGAUAUGUGUGGAGCCUUCAGUGUGAACAUGCUUGCCUAAAAGUCUGGAGAGUUGAAAGGAGUAUCUGAAGUAUUGCGAAAUCAAGAAAAGAAAAGAAACAAAACCAUCCCAAGUAGCCCCUGCAGUUUCCCAAACCGAGAAGCUGGUUCGUUAGAGCAGGGGUACAAAUGCAGCAGUGUACAAAAUGGGCAAAACUUUCAAAGGUUUCCAAGUCCUAUUUUCAGAAGUCAUUGAGGUGCAGAGGUCCCCAAGUCUCAUUUAAAAUCAGCGGGACUUAGACUCAAGCGACUUUUGAAAAUAGGACUCAGGCUCCUAUGUCACUUAAAAAGAACAGGAGUACUUGUGGCAUCUUAGAGACUAACUAUGUCACUUAAAGUAUUUCUUAUUCUAGGGUUAAAUUGGUCUGGUAGCUAAAUCUCUCUUUAGAGUCACAGCACACUCAAGUGAUGUGUUCCGGUAUUGCAGGGGAUGUGUUCUGUGCUUUUUCUGAAACCCUUUUUGGUUUCUCUCUGUUUGCACUGAGCGAGUCAUAUUUAGAAUUGGAACAGUCGGCAAUAAUCUAAAUUAAUAUAAAUGAAAUAUGGACGUGAAAUAUAAAUGCCUAGGUAGGAAUCGCUUUCAAUAUAAUAUUGAUUAUAUUUAGUACCUUUCAUCCCUUAAGAUCUCCAAGUGCUCUCUGAGUUCCAUAUACCAGAAUCACUUCACUCCCUACAAAAAUAGCUCCAUGGCUUCUCUUCCAUUUCUAAGCAGCUAAGCUGAGAGAUUCAUAGAUUCCAAGGCCAGAAGAGACCAUUUAGUCUGACUUCCUGGAUAGCACAGGCCAGAGAACUUCCCCAAAAUAACUCCUAGAGCCGACCUGGUAGCAAAACAGCCAGUCUUCAUUUAAAAACUGUCAUUGAUGAAAAAUCCACCAUGACCCUGGUAAAUUGUUCCAAUGAUUUGAUUAAUCUCACGGUGAAAAAUGUACACCUUAUUUCCAGUGUGAAUGAGACAAAUCUGUGAGAGGAAGAAUUAUGAGAAAAAUGUAAAACCUCUGAAAAUGGGCUUAGAAUACAGUGGUCUCAGACUUAACUGCUGUUGCUAUAGCAAGAAGUCACCAACAUCUGGUAAAUAACGCUACAACUGAGAUGUGAUCAAAUAACUCAGGAGAUGCUGCCUAGUAGUGCAUUUAGGGUUUUGGGCUGAGGACCCAGCUCUUUAGAUCACUAGCUAACAAAACUGUUAAGCUACAGCAUAGUGGCCUUGGAUUUUGGCCUAUUGGCUAAUGGGAUAGGUGGGAUUUGAGAUAGAGACCCAAGAUUUCAGCCUGUUGGCUAACAGCACAGUUGGAAUCGACAGUAGCAACCUGCAAUUACAGCUCAUUCUUGCCCGUGCCAUAAUUGCUUUUCCCUUUGU